UCUUCCAGCGGGCAGGUAGUAGCCCCCACCUCCUGAAGCCACCUACAGGCAGAGGCCCCAGAUAUCUCACACCCAGGCACCAGGCCACAGAACCAUGAGCCAGGACAGCAAAGUAAAGACGACAGAGUCCAACCCCCCAGCCCCUGCCAAGGCCAGGAAGUCGCUGCCCAUACUGGACCCAUCUGGGGAUUACUACUACUGGUGGCUGAACACGAUGGUCUUCCCAGUAAUGUAUAACCUCAUCAUCAUUGUGUGCAGAGCCUGCUUCCCUGACUUGCAGCACAGUUAUCUGGUGGCCUGGUUAGUGCUGGACUACAUGAGUGACCUACUGUACCUACUAGACAUCGUGGUGCACUUUCACACAGGAUUCUUGGAGCAGGGCAUUCUGGUGGUGGACAAGGGUAGGAUCUCAAGUCGUUAUGUGAGCACCUGGAGCUUCUUCUUAGACUUGGCUUCCCUGAUGCCCACCGACGUGGCCUACGUGCAGCUGGGCCUGCACACACCCACACUGAGGCUGAACCGCUUUCUGCGUGUGCCACGCCUCUUUGAGGCCUUUGACCGCACAGAGACCCGCACAGCUUAUCCAAACGCCUUUCGCAUUGCCAAGCUGAUGCUUUACAUUUUUGUCGUCAUCCACUGGAACAGUUGCCUAUACUUUGCCCUGUCCCAGUACCUGGGCUUCGGGCGUGACGCCUGGGUGUACCCGGACCCGGCGCAGCCUGGCUUUGAGCGCCUGCGGCGCCAGUACCUCUACAGCUUCUACUUCUCCACGCUGAUCCUGACCACCGUGGGCGACACGCCACUGCCGGCGCAGGAGGAGGAGUACCUGUUCAUGGUGGGCGACUUCCUGCUGGCCGUCAUGGGCUUCGCCACCAUCAUGGGCAGCAUGAGCUCCGUCAUCUACAACAUGAACACUGCAGACGCAGCCUUCUACCCGGACCACGCGCUGGUGAAGAGGUACAUGAAGCUGCAGCACGUCAACCGUCGGCUGGAGCGGCGCGUUAUUGACUGGUACCAGCACCUGCAGAUCAACAAGAAGAUGACCAAUGAGGUAGCCAUCCUACAGCACUUGCCUGAGCGGUUGCGGGCAGAAGUGGCUGUGUCUGUACACCUGUCUACUCUGAGCCAGGUGCAGAUCUUCCAGAACUGUGAGGCCAGCCUGCUGGAGGAGCUGGUGCUGAAGCUGCAGCCCCAGACCUACUCACCAGGUGAAUAUGUCUGUCGCAAGGGCGACAUUGGCCGAGAGAUGUACAUCAUCCGUGAGGGUCAGCUGGCCGUGGUGGCCGAUGAUGGUGUCACACAGUAUGCCGUGCUUGGGGCAGGGCUCUACUUUGGGGAGAUCAGCAUCAUCAACAUCAAAGGAAACAUGUCUGGGAACCGCCGCACAGCCAACAUCAAGAGUCUAGGUUACUCAGACCUGUUUUGCCUGAGCAAGGAGGACCUGCGGGAAGUGCUGAGCGAGUACCCACAGGCCCAGACGGUCAUGGAAGAAAAGGGCCGUGAGAUCCUGCUCAAAAUGAACAAGUUGGAUGUAAAUGCUGAGGCAGCUGAGAUAGCCCUCCAGGAGGCCACUGAGUCCCGGCUGAAAGGUCUGGACAAUCAACUCGAUGAUCUGCAGACCAAGUUCGCCCGCCUCUUGGCUGAGCUGGAGUCCAGCGCACUUAAGAUCGCUUAUCGCAUCGAACGGCUAGAGUGGCAGACGCGAGAGUGGCCAAUGCCUGAGGAAAUGGCUGAGGCUGACGAUGAGGACGAGCCUGGGGAGGGAACUUCCAAGGGUGGAGAAGGCAGGGCUGACCAGGAGGGACUGCCAGGCCCAGAGUGACCCCAUUCCUAUCUCUGGGACUCCCACCCCCAAGUGAAUCCAGAGUUGUAGGAAAUCCUGCCUGCAGAAACUCUGCCAUCUUAUCCACUAGAUAGCAGAGAUAGAGUGAAUUGGGUCUAUAGAUGCCCACCUAGAAAUGUAAAAGUACAGCACAUAUUCAUCCCCAUUCACCAGCACAGACACACACACAGUUGCAUGUACACAUACUGACCCCAAGACUGUGUGCUCUAUAUAAAAUGCUCUGGAGUUCCCAUUCUCAGAUCACACAUGCUUUCUCCCAUAGGUAUGUUCUAUAGGCACAUAAUAUACGCAUUCAGUCAUGUAUCCGAUAAACAAACACACACAUACUGACAGUCACACACCAACAGACACACAGAGGUGAACACACGGAAACACACCCAGGGCCCUCUUGUUCUACGAUGUCUUUUAAAUGCCCCUUAAAAGGGAGGUUCGCAAGUGUACCCUGCAAGUUGCACUUCAAUAAAGUAUUUGC
Messenger RNA from Manis pentadactyla (Chinese pangolin), 2315 nucleotides. RefSeq names its product cyclic nucleotide gated channel subunit alpha 4 (gene CNGA4). Gene Ontology annotation, molecular function: protein-containing complex binding; voltage-gated potassium channel activity; intracellularly cGMP-activated cation channel activity. The transcript has 6 exons. Gene Ontology annotation, biological process: potassium ion transport; monoatomic cation transmembrane transport. Lineage: Eukaryota; Metazoa; Chordata; Mammalia; Pholidota; Manidae. The record is from RefSeq and is a predicted model, not a curated record. Gene Ontology annotation, cellular component: intracellular cyclic nucleotide activated cation channel complex; plasma membrane. The coding region runs from base 95 to 1822 and encodes 575 amino acids.